AUGAAUACAGAAUAAGAAUUGCAAAAUGAUAUUUAGAUAAUAUAAUAAGAUUUAGAAUAAAAGUAAGAAUCUUUGAGAGAAAAUGACUAAGGCAAUUAAUUUACUUAUUAUCUUUCUAGUGAUCUUGAAAGCUAUGAUGAAUAUUAAGAAUAGAAUAAAGAAAAUGACUAAACAAACGUUGUUGUUUAAAAUUUUUUGUUAUUUUUUAGUGCCUUUAUAAUUUAAUUUAUUACAUACAUCAUUUAUGUUGCAUUCAUUCCUAUAAUUCUCUUUAAAAAUAUGUUUAUUGAGAAGAGAAUAGAUUUUUUAAAAGAAAGGCUCUGGGCUUGGGUGUCUUUGUGGUCGAUCAUCUAUAUGAGAGCUAUUGAUGUUUAAAGUUCAAACAGUUUAAGCGAAUAAUUUGAAAAGAUAAUAAAUACUUUUAAUUUGAAUAGAGCAUUAGGAAAUAAUGAUCUCAGAAAAAAAAUUAAGUAAAUGGAAAGAUUUGAUAAUUUUGUUGAUUAUUCAAAUAUAAACUAUGAAAAUUAUAAAUAAAAGUUAGAUGUGACAUGUCCAAUAAGUUUUUAGACAUGGGACACUGCUCGAAAAUUUAUUCUCAGCUAUAAAAAAUACUAUUUGUAGGCUUUGGAGCUUUCAUACUUAAGCUUGAUAUUUUACUACCUGUUAGUCAUUAUAAUUUGUCUUUCAGCUUAUUUUGAAUUGGAAUGGUUGAUACCAAAAGGAUCUAAAUUACUAAAGCCUGUUGUAGUUAUUAUCAGCACAUUUAAUUUCAUUUUUUUGAGUGUUAUAUUUUUGCUUAGAUUUAAUAUGGGAACUAAAUAUAAUAGAUCAUUUUCAAAACUAUUGUCUAGUAUCUAGUAUCUAUAAAAUAUAACAUCUGAUUUAAGCACUAUGUAUCCUGUAUUUUUUUUGUAAAAUCCUGACUCAACAAAUAAAGAAAAUCGAUUUAGUGCUUAUGGCAUGAUAACAAAAAGAAUCAAAUUAAUGAGCAAUUAUUACAUUGAAUCUUAAAUACUUUUUAAAGACAAGCUAUUUAAAAAAGAAGAAAAGCAAGAGCUUAGAAGACAAAUAUUACAUAACAUGUAAAGUUAGCUUCAAAAUAUAAAAGAAUCUAUUUUAUUGGAUGAAUAAAUACAUAAAUAUAAGCUACUUAAUUUUUUAGAAAUUAGAAGCAGCGAUUUUCUUUUUACUUUAUUUUUGGGCCUUGCUCCAACUCUACCAACUAUAAUUCCUGUCUUUAUUUCAUACUAUAAAAGUUGA
Molecule: messenger RNA, 1260 nt
Organism: Tetrahymena thermophila SB210
Lineage: Eukaryota; Ciliophora; Oligohymenophorea; Hymenostomatida; Tetrahymenidae
Product: transmembrane protein, putative
Exons: 3
Source: RefSeq, a predicted model, not a curated record